AUGAUUAAAAAUAAUAACAACAAUGCUCUUAGAUCACAAACACCAUUUAUGAGUGAAAAUCAUCCAUUAAAUCCUUAUGGAAAUAACUUUAUAGAUCAUCCAUAUGAAUCAAAAAUAUUUUAUAAAUUUAAUUCUGUCAAAUAAUAUGUUCAUUUAGAAGAAGAUGAUUAAUUUAGAAUCUCUAAAUAUUCUGCAUAUUUUGCCUUUGGUUUAGGAGGGACAUUAAUAGGAACAAUUGGUGGAUUUCAUUUGCUUUUAAAAUAUGUUUUUAAACCAUAUUACACUACAACAUUUGAACAUUUCAAUCAUUAUAAACAUUUAUAUUUAGGAUUGUUGGUUGCUUCUAGUGUUACAUUUAUGUAUACAUAUUUGACAACUUUAUACAUAAACAAUGUUUCAAGACCAUUGCUAUACAAAUAUUUAGAUGAAGCUAAAAAGAAUGGUUUCUAAGAUUAUGAGAUUAGUUUCAAACAAUAAUGA
Molecule: messenger RNA, 480 nt
Organism: Paramecium pentaurelia
Lineage: Eukaryota; Ciliophora; Oligohymenophorea; Peniculida; Parameciidae
Source: the annotation of a GenBank genome assembly